Petromyzon marinus (sea lamprey) is the source of this 2823-nucleotide messenger RNA. RefSeq names its product acetyl-CoA acetyltransferase 1 (gene ACAT1). Gene Ontology annotation, biological process: fatty acid beta-oxidation. NCBI's taxonomy places the organism in Eukaryota, Metazoa, Chordata, Hyperoartia, Petromyzontiformes, Petromyzontidae. The record is from RefSeq and is a predicted model, not a curated record. Gene Ontology annotation, molecular function: acetyl-CoA C-acetyltransferase activity. Gene Ontology annotation, cellular component: mitochondrion.
UGACGUCACCGACACACCCACCAGCACCAUCACCACCCGCCUGCUUCGGCUUCAGCUGACUCAUCAGCUGUCAAGCCAGACGCGGGCAAGCCACCGAGCGAGGAGGUGACCGCGAGAACGAGCCAUGCUGCGCCGCGCCGCCUCUCCAGCCCUCAGGGCGCCCCGGGCCGCCUUGCUGGUGAAUCAAUGGCUGCAAAGAAGCUACACGUCGGGGCCUGCGCUGAACGAGGUGGUCAUUGUCAGUGCCGUACGUACACCGGUGGGCUCAUUCCGGAGUUCCCUGUCCUCGAUCACUGCCCCCAAACUGGGUUCCAUCGCGAUCCAAGCUGCCGUGCAGAAAUCUGGCAUUCGCCCGGAGGACGUGCAGGAGGUGUACAUGGGGAACGUUCUGCAGGGCGGAGAGGGGCAGGCACCAGCCAGGCAGGCGCUCAUCGCAGCAGGUUUGCCAAUCUCAACUCCUGCAACAACCAUCAACAAAGUGUGCGCUUCAGGCAUGAAGGCGAUCAUGAUGGCGUCACAGAGCCUCAUGUGUGGCCACCAGGAUGUGAUGGUUGCGGGCGGUAUGGAGAGCAUGUCCAACGUCCCCUUCAUCAUGCGGCGUGAAGAUCCGCCGUACGGCCGCGUCUCCCUAGAAGAUUUAAUUGUUCACGAUGGACUAACGGACGUCUACAACAAGAUACACAUGGGCAACUGUGCGGAGAACACCGCACGUAAGUUUGGGCUGUCACGUGAGGCUCAGGACCAGUACGCCAUCUCCUCGUACCAGCGCAGCCAGAAGGCUUGGGAGUCUGGCAAGCUGCUCAAGGAGGUGGUACCUGUCACCAUCACCAAGAAAGGCAAACCGGAUGUGGUGGUAUCGGAGGAUGAAGAGUUCCGGCGUGUGGAUUUCAGCAAAGUUCCCAAGUUGAAGACUGUGUUCCAGAAGGAAAAUGGCACAGUGACCGCGGCCAACGCGAGCACCCUCAACGACGGGGCAGCCGCUCUGGUUCUCAUGACGGCACAGGCGGCAAAACGGCUGGGCGUCACACCCCUCGCACGCGUGGCCGGCUUUGGAGAUGCUGCGGUGGAUCCCAUUGACUUUCCGAUUGCCCCUGCCUAUGCUGUGCCCAAGGCGCUGGAACACGGCGGUAUCAAGAAAGAAAACAUCGCCAUGUGGGAGAUAAACGAGGCCUUCAGUGUGGUUGUCCUGGCAAACAUCAAAAUUCUGGAAAUUGACCCAGCGCGUGUCAACAUCAAUGGAGGUGCUGUCGCUUUGGGCCACCCCAUUGGGAUGUCAGGGGCUCGGAUCGUUGGCCACAUGGUGCAUGCUCUGAAGGCAGGGGAGUACGGCAUGGCUGCGAUCUGCAAUGGCGGUGGCGGAGCAUCGGCCCUGCUCAUAGAGAAGCUGUGAGCUACCUGGGCAACUACAGCGGCACCUUCCCCACAGAUGAUGGUCACGUAGUUGAUGACGGGCGUCCGAGUGAGCACGUACAUUACUGUUGUAGGAUAGAGUUCAACCUCGAAGGUGUGUCAUUUCAGCCAACGGUAAAACAAAUUUGAGUUAACGUUUGUCUAAAUUCUACGAUGUUUGCACACUCGUCCUGGUAAUUGUGUCGCGAAGAUGCUGUGUUUUUGGACAGCCUUCCACGUUAUUCAUUUGGUGAAGCUUGCCCUCUUGAACGGAAUCGGUACAUGCGCUCCAGAUAACAUUACUAAGGAAGAAUCGGAAGCUCAUACAGCAAUCCCUCGCCAAACGCGGAGGUUAGUUUUCCUGGAAAAGGCCGUGGUAGACAAAUCUGCGGUUGGUAAAAUACAGGGCCUAUGGCAAAUAGGGGGUUAGGGGAACCACGUCCGUGGUCAGACUUGUCAUAGCUUAACUAACUUGAAUAUUUAUUAACUAAACAUGAAUAAAAUAGUGCAUUACACAUCAACAUAAUAAAAUAUAAAUAAACAUUAAAUUUACUUUACAUAACUUUCAUGUUGAGGGUAGAAGUCCAUUAUUAUGACAAUGAGAUUAUGGGGGUAUACAGGUAAUAAACCAUGUGUACAUGAUUUCCGCAGUUGGCUAGGGAUUGCUGUACUCUUUACAAGUUUCCCGGCUCACACUCCUAAUAUAUCACGGCACACAUAAGUAUGUCGCCUUUACAUUUCUUGGAACAGACCAGUAUAUAGCCUUUACAUUUCUUAACAUGUCAGGAGUUUCCAAAGCAUAAAGCACUUUUCAUAAGGAUGACCAACCCAGUUUCAUUGUCCUGUAACCCUCUGAGGUCGAGGAUAAUUCUGGAUCUGAGACAUGGACACACUUUAACAAUCUAAUUCAUUACGAUGUUCAAGUCUUGUAUAGCCCAGUCUCACUCCCAAGGUCAUGUGUAGCUUCGUUGUUCAGAGUUAACGAACCUCUUGUCGAAUGCAUACCUGUGGUAUUGAUGAGCUUCUCAACAAGCUGACCAAUGUGGUGUGGCCGUUAUGCGCUAGGGGAUUGGCGUGAUGGAGGUCUGCUUGGGUACAUCUACAGAAUUCAGCCUCGGAAGGAACUGGACCCAACCAUUGUCAUUUAUCCUCGAGACAUGCUUUGAAGAUCCUUGGCAAUUUAUUGUCAAGUGGGACAGGCACAGUAAUUUUUAUUGGCAAACAUUUCUCUGUGUUACAUUUCUUAGUCUAAGUGUUAUUGUGGAUGUCCCUGCCUUCCCACUUGCCCUUGUUUCAAGCACUGCAAAUAGAGAUGAGAGGAAGUGUUUGGAAGCAUUAAACGUGGGCUAGGGGAUGACACAGUGUGGAAUAGACUCAAAUGUUGUGCAAAUUAAGCUAAAUGGUUGUACAGAAAUAAAAACAAUGGAGUUAUGA